CGCCCUGGGCGGCGCCUCUUUAAGUUCAUUGACAGCUGGCUGCUAGCAUGAAACAUUUCAGUCACACAGCUGUUCAACGAUGCAAAGCUGUCAUAAAGAACAUCUGUACAAAAUCCUUGUCAUCGGUGAUCUAGGAGUUGGUAAAACCAGCAUCAUAAAGCGUUAUGUUCAUCAGACAUACUCCACUAACUACAGAGCGACCAUCGGUGUGGACUUUGCGCUUAAGGUUUUAAACUGGGACUCAGAGACGAUCCGCUUACAGCUGUGGGACAUCGCAGGUCAGGAGCGCUUCGGGAACAUGACCCGGGUGUAUUACAGGGAGGCCAUGGGGGCGAUCGUCGUUUUCGACGUUAACAAGCUCGCAACGUUUGAGGCCGUCUCCAAAUGGAAGGAGGAUCUGGACUCGAAAUUAAUACUUUCAAAUGGCCAGGGUAUUGCCACCGUGCUCCUGGCCAAUAAGUGUGACCAAAACAACGACUUUCUGACUAACAACAGCAUGAAAAUGGACCAGUACUGCAAAGAGAAUGGGUUUGUGGGCUGGUUUGAGACGUCUGCUAAGGAAAACAUCAACAUUAACGAAGCAGCCAACUUCCUAGUGAAACACAUAAUGGCUAGUGAGCAUGACAUCCUCAAAUCUGUGGUCCCGGACACAAUCUCGCCUCAGCUGAGCUCCACUAAAGAGCUGCCCUGCUCUGCCUGUUUCAAAUCUUGAAUCACUACAGCCUAUAGAAGCAGCAGGUGUGGACACAGUCACAUCAGAUUCCCUCUGAUUCCAGCAUUAUAUGAUCAGUUAAGAUUUUUCAUUAAACAGCAGCUUGUCUGUAAAAUAUUAAACUACAGACUUUAUAUAAAUGUAUUUAAAUACGUUGCACUUUUUUUAGCCUUUUUUAUUAUUUAUGUCUAAUAAAAGUCUAGUAUGAUUGAAUGCACUAGAUGAGAGAUGAGAUAUUAUUUCUGUCAGAUGCACGGGCAGAAGGGUGAAUUAUGAUUAUUGUAAUAAAAAACAGUAGUAUUUUAUUAGGACACUCUCAGAAAAAUGCUACAAAAGCUGUCACUGGGGUCACAGCUUCUCAAAUGUACAUAUUGCUACAUAUUAGGACCUUUUUUGAAGGGCACCUAUGCAAAAUAGCCUUUUACAAGGUUUUUGGACAUAUAUGUGUGUUGGCAGUGUGUGAACAAAACCACCCUACAAUAAAAAAAAUCCACCCACUCCUUAUUUUUUAUUAAUCCCUAUUAAACCAAAGCAAUCUCAUUAGACAUGCCAUUUUGAUUCUCUUGUUAAUGUGACAUCACACUGAUAAAGCCCCACCCAUUGCCACUGACUGACAGUCAUACAUUACCACAGUGUCUGCACUCAGCAAGUUGUACGCUGUCUGCCAUAUCUCAAUAGUGACUGUGAUCACAGGAAUCAGAUCUAUUUUAGAUUUUAAAUUUAAAGCUCCAAUCAUCUCAGUCCUCUGGAGAUCCCGAAAAAAAUCUGUUGGUCCUUCAGUGACUACUUCACUUGGCUCGGAUAGCUGUCAAUCACAGCUUCCAAUCAUGACAUCACACCACUGUUUUUAUAGCAUUAAAUAAAACGUCCCGAUAGCACUGGAUGUUUUGGCUUCACUUUUUAGGGCUUGUGCGGCACGCUUGCAAGGGAGUUGCCAAAUUUGUGCAUUUAAAGGUACAGACACGAAAACAGCGCAUUAUUGCUCCCACCCAAAGUGACAUUGUAGACAUGCUAUAAAAAUUAUCUGUGGGGUAUUUUGAGAUGAAACUUCAUAGACACAUUUUGGGCACCCCUGAGAUUACUUCUUGUAAAAAUGAGCAUAAUGGGUGCCCUUUAAAAGGUACCAUUCUAGUGACAGCUUUUGCACUUUUUGUACCAGUCUGUGUAUUUUUUUUCUGACAUAACCUCAGUGUCAUAUGAAACAUAACAUGUUUUUAAGAAAUCUAGCGCUUUAGACUAGAUUUAAGAUAUGCAUUAGUUCAUUAGCAUGUGUAUUUUCUAAGAAUUAAACCCAUGACCUUGGCAAUGACAGUACCAUGCUCUAUGGUUGAGCUAAAUUUAUUUAAAACUAAACAAAGCUUUUAUACAAUAACACCUGGUUUGUCUUAUCUCUCACCAUCCCACUGUUACAUUCCCCUUUUCAGCAUUCUUCCUUCACUCUGCAUCUCAAAUCUUAUCACAGUUUGCACUGAUUCAGUGUGUGACUCAUUGACGUUAUAUAAAUCUGCCAUGAUUCCCUACAUCACCGUAUUCUGUAUUCAAGCGCUUUAAAUCUAUUGAUUUGCUGCCAUAUGCAGCUGUACCUGCGGCAAACAAGAGGCUUUUAUUCCCUGAUAAUAUUUUCGAAUGUGGGAGGAGUUUAAUAAUUAUGUAAUGUAUUGUAUAACCAAAUAUUUUUCCAUGAGCCAUUUUGUUCAAGAAUGUUGUGUAUAGUUUAAUGUAUAAAAAUAUGCAUUGACAAUUGAAAAUAUGUUUUUCAAUAAAAUGUAAUACAAAA
Molecule: messenger RNA, 2489 nt
Organism: Paramisgurnus dabryanus
Lineage: Eukaryota; Metazoa; Chordata; Actinopteri; Cypriniformes; Cobitidae
Gene: rab38b
Product: RAB38b, member of RAS oncogene family
Biological process (GO): endosome to lysosome transport; phagosome-lysosome fusion
Cellular component (GO): Golgi apparatus; late endosome; phagocytic vesicle
Molecular function (GO): GTP binding; GTPase activity
Source: RefSeq, a predicted model, not a curated record